CUACUCAGAGGCGAAAACCGAUUGGUAGUAGGUGACUUCAAUGCGCACCACGAUCUUUGGCACUCAAGCCUGGCCAAUGAUCGGAGGGGAAACAGUUUGGCUGAGCAGAUAGACGAUUCGACAUUCUGCACCAUGAACGACGACGCCCCCACCAGGAUUGUGGGCAGCUGCAGCAGCUCGCCAGACCUAACAAUUGCUAGCGCUGGUCUGAUAAAUAGCAUAUCAUGGCGACCUAUGCUAACGUUAGCAUCAGACCAUCUGCCCAUAAUCAUCUCGAUCAAUAAGCCCACCGACUUUGCUCCCGCGGAUCACCGAACCUACACCAACUUCAACAAAGCUGAUUGGAACGGCUUCGCGGAAGUUACCGAGAGCAGCUUCGCCGCCCUCCCCACACCCACAGACGUACAUGCUGGAGAACGCCAGUUCCGCAAGGUAGUCACAGCCGCAGCUCGCUUCAUACCGUCCGGACGCAUCGCGGAAGUCCGCCCAAAUUUCCCAGCUGAAGCAGCUGUCGACCCCGGGGACCCUCGCUUGAGGGAACUUAAUUUGGAGAUUCGGCAACUGGUAAAUCAACACAAGCGGACAAAGUGGGAAGAGCACUUGAAGGCCUGUAACUU
Molecule: messenger RNA, 617 nt
Organism: Rhagoletis pomonella (apple maggot)
Lineage: Eukaryota; Metazoa; Arthropoda; Insecta; Diptera; Tephritidae
Exons: 2
Molecular function (GO): catalytic activity
Source: RefSeq, a predicted model, not a curated record